Trichoderma reesei QM6a is the source of this 1455-nucleotide messenger RNA. RefSeq lists its product as uncharacterized. The transcript is spliced from 3 exons. Gene Ontology annotation, biological process: tRNA wobble position uridine thiolation; protein urmylation. Gene Ontology annotation, molecular function: URM1 activating enzyme activity; adenylyltransferase activity; thiosulfate-cyanide sulfurtransferase activity. The coding region runs from base 1 to 1455 and encodes 484 amino acids. The record is from RefSeq and is a predicted model, not a curated record. Lineage: Eukaryota; Fungi; Ascomycota; Sordariomycetes; Hypocreales; Hypocreaceae. Gene Ontology annotation, cellular component: cytoplasm; cytosol.
AUGGAUAAGAUUGAGCACCUGAAAAGAGAGAUUGCGCAGCGGGAGGCUGAGCUGCAGGAUCUACGCAAACAACUUGCCGAAGCGGAAGCAGAAAAGCCAAGCGUUGAAAAUGGCAGGGAUAAUACGACGACGAGCCAGAGUGAUGGUGGUGGUGGUGAGGGCUGGAAGUGGCCUUUGGAAGAGCACGAGUACGAGAGAUAUAGCAGACAGAUGAUUGUCCCCGAUUUCGGACUCCAAGGCCAGCUGAAUAUCAAAAAUGCCAAGGUGCUCCUCGUCGGCGCAGGCGGGCUGGGAUGUCCGGCAGCGGCGUAUCUCGCCGGCGCGGGCGUCGGGACGCUGGGGCUCGUGGACGGCGAUGCGGUCGAGGUGUCGAAUCUGCAUCGGCAGGUUGCGCAUUCGACGGCGAGGGUGGGCAUGAUGAAGGUUGAUUCCGCCGUGGCCUAUCUCCAGGGACUGAAUCCUACCAUCACAUAUCGUGCCCACGCAACUCAUCUCACGCCGCAAAACGCAGAGGAAAUCGUCUCCCAGUACGACCUCGUCCUGGACUGCACCGACCAUCCCACCUCGCGCUACCUCAUCUCCGACAUCUGCGUCCUCCUGUCGAAACCACUCGUCUCGGCUUCCGCAUUCCAAACCUCGGGCCAGCUCAUUGUGCUCAACAGUCCCCCCGGAAAGGGCCCCUGCUACCGUUGCGUGUUCCCGAAGCCUCCUCCUCCCGAAAGCGUGAUUGGAUGCGGCGAGGGCGGCAUCGUGGGGCCCGUGGUGGGCGUCAUGGGCGUUUUGCAGGCGUUGGAGGCGAUGAAACUUCUUGUACGGGGGGAUCAUCGCCGCUUGAAAAAGACGCGUGCGGAUGGGACGACGACGGAGGAGGAGGAGGAGAAGGAUGUGAAGCAGGUCGGGAUGCUGCUGUUUAGUGCCAUGGCGGAUGUGCCGUUUCGGACGGUCAGGAUGAGGGGCAAGAGGAAGGGCUGCUUUGCGUGUGGUGGCGGGGAUGGUUCUGCGUUGACGCUUACGGAGUUGAAGACGUCGUUGGACUACGUCCAAUUUUGCGGCGUCAAUACACCUGUCAAGCUGCUUCGGCCAGAGGAACGCAUUUCCGUGGCCGAGUACGAGAGGAUAGCGCGGGAGAAACGAGCGCAUGUGCUGCUGGAUGUGCGAGAAAAGGAGCAUUUCGAGCUCUGCAGCAUUCCGGGGUCGGUCAAUGUCCCCAUCAGUCGGUUCACGGCUCGGCGAGAGGGUGCGGAGUUGGAGGAUUUGAUACCGGGGGGUGUUGCGGUGCUGCCUCCUGAUGCGCCGAUCUACGUCGUUUGCCGGGUGGGCAACGAUUCGCAGAUUGCGGCGAGGAAGUUGAAGGAUUGGGGGCUCGAUCGGGAUGGGGAGCGGUUCAUUGGGGAUGUGUUUGGGGGGUUGAGGGCGUGGAAGGAUGGGGUUGACCCGAGUUUGCCUUUUAUAUAG